This is a messenger RNA of Geodia barretti, 2798 nucleotides long. The record is from the annotation of a GenBank genome assembly. NCBI's taxonomy places the organism in Eukaryota, Metazoa, Porifera, Demospongiae, Tetractinellida, Geodiidae.
CCUAUAGUGAAAUUAUCAAAGAAGCAAAGCAACAUAGUGCACAACACCAGGGGAAACAUAAUCCAGAUGUUGUAAUGCACAUAUGGGACUGUGGGGGGCAGCCUGUGUUUCUUGAUAUUCUUGCUGCAUUUCUUACCCCUCGCACAAUGUUUCUUCUUCUUUUUGAUGCUUCCUCUAAUCUUGAGGAAAUGUACCAAGAAAAAUGGCACCACAAUGGUAAACCUAUUAUGGGAAGGGAGCAUAAAUAUCACAAACUUGCAGCUAUUGAUACAAUGGUUGCAACUAAUCCAUUCUUCCCUUAUUGAAAAGAAAGAGCACUCGCCACUUCAGGCCAGUCUAAGCUCUGAUAUUAUUCCAAAGUUUCCUCGAGCCAUGCUUGUUGGUUCACGGAAAGACCAAAUAACGCCAGAGGAAGAAGAGGGUGUAAAGUCUCAACUUCAGUCUGCCUUUGAUUAUGCUUCAUUUAGUAAAAUUAUAGUUGACAAGCUCCUUGUUGACAACACUAAGGCUGGGAAGGGUAAGGAAGAAGAUCCUGGGUACAAAAAAAUUCGUGAAAAUAUCAAUGAAUUUGCAAAAUCGCUUGUGGUAAACACUCCACUGGCCUGGGUUACUUUCAGGCAGGUUUUGCAAAAGGUUGCUGAGGAUAAGCCAAUUCUUUUAUACAGUGAAGUUGUUUUCAUUGCCGAGCAAUGCAAAAUUCCUACGGAGGUUGUACCAAGUGUGCUUCAAUUUUACCACCAGUUAGGUGCACUUUUACACUAUGCGAAUGUACCAUCUCUUGCCACUACAAUAAUAGUUGAGCCACAAUGGCUUAUUAACCAGUUGCGACUUCUGCUAAUGCCAGAUUGGUUUGGUCACCGACCUGACCAUCUGAAACUGUUUUGGAAGUGGUUUGAAGAAAGAGGUGUUGUUGUUGAAGAGUUAUAUCAGGAAAUAUGGAAAGAUUGUGGGCUAGAGGGGGGCCCACAAGCUUUUGUUGAUGUUCUUCUUCAUUUUGAUCUUGCAACCGAAAUAAAUGAAUGUCCAUAUGACAUGAUGUCUAGCAGAGGCAAAAAGUAUUUCAUGCCUUGCAUGUUGAAAGUAAAGCCUAAAUCAGAAUCAACAGAAAAUUCAGAGCCACCACAAUUCAAGCCUGUACGCGAAGCAGCUACUCUCUAUAUGUGUUUUAGUACAGGUUAUGUACCGCCUGGUUUUUUUGUCCGAUUAGUUGCACACAUGUCUAACCAGGAAGGUUACACACCACUUUUAAAUAAAGAGGUGUAUCGAAAUAGUAUUUUGUUUAAGUGCAGAAAUAUUGACCGAAUAAUUGUGUCCGAAUCACUGGAAAGCAUAUCUGUCAGGUUUUUUCGAGUGGCAGAGCGAAAUAGACACAAUAUUAGAUUUGCUGAGUCGUGCAUUUUGCUACAGAGGGAGCUGGUUAGCAUGUGCAAGAAUGUACGUGACUGGAUGCCGUGUGUUACAUUCAACUUGGCAUUUCCAUGCACAUAUUCACAAAGUGCUCCCAGGCACUUCGUAGUAUUGAAGCCUGGUGUUUCUUGCGAGUCUGAUCUUUUUUGUACUCUUGACCAUAAGUUUGAACUGUCUCCUCAGCAAAGGUUCUGGCUACCAUUUCCAAGUGAAAUUCCAGUGCAUGUGAGUGUGGCCCAUUUAAUAUCUCUACUAUGAUUUAUUUAAUUAUUGUGUCGUUCUAUGCAGCCUCCUGUUGAGGACGGUUCUCUGACUGAAACUGAAAUGAAGCUUGUGGCCAAGGAGAUAGAAAAUGAUUUAUCUGAUGUUGUUGAAGAAAUGGAGAUGCAAUAUACACUCAAAAAAAUUGCAAGGGCCCCGAGAAGGAGCAGGGAGCCAGCAUAUGCUGUCAUCUCUGAUUUUGUUGAGGGUGAAGGUGGUACUCGUUAUGAACUUGCUCAACUGUUAGAUAAUGCCGGCUUUGAUGAGCUAUCAAGGAAACUACUUAAAGGCCAGUUAAUUCAAGGCAGUCAACAAUAUGCUGAUCCGUUAAGAGAUACUCCCACUCUACCACAACUAAUGGCUUUUCCAAUGCUAGAUGGUAGUAAAAUUAACAUUCUUACAAGAAUUGGUGUUCGCUACAAUGUUUUUGGACCAUUCCUGCUAAAUGAUAAUGAUGGAUCCAUAACGGAUGCCCUGAAGGAGUCGUGUAUGAGAGAAUCGCAUGCAAUCAACCAAGAAAUUUCGAAACAGUGGUUGCAAGGUAAAGGGAAAUGGCCGAUAACAUGGGUCACCUUUCUCAGUGUAUUGAAAGAAAUGGAUAUGAAAGCCCUUGCCUUUGAUAUUAUGUCGUCUCUCCUGGGUCUGUCCCUCCGGGGUAAGUCGUCCCCCCAGGGGCGACACUAAUUAUUCCUCAAACAGUGUACAUAAUUGGCUGUCUUUUGUGUUUAGUUAGCUACCGGGUAACAACUGUUCCCCUAUACUUGCCUUUACAUACGUAAUUUUGUUUUUUGUAAUCCAGCUUUUUUAGCGUCUUGUGUUUGUGCAUAGCCUUCAACUCAGUAAAUUCUCAACUGAAGAGAAAUAAAGUCCUUUUUCACACAAUUCCCUUUGAAAUAUUGUAUCGAACUUCAAGUGCCUAGACAAUUCCAGUCUCUUGCAAAAUGUGCAACAACCUAAUGAAAAUUGUUCUGAAUAACUGGAAAUGUGUACUAAAAGCAUUCAACCAUCAAACUGUUUUAUCACUCCAAAGUUACUUUUACUUCCUCUUUCGAAAUACUAUUACAAAUGCCACACAUUUAAUGACCAAGAGCGAGCAGUUCAAUAUAUUGGAAUGAAAUUCACAUUAACAC